Notolabrus celidotus (New Zealand spotty) is the source of this 5686-nucleotide messenger RNA. It is a transcript of the gene socs6a, whose product is annotated as suppressor of cytokine signaling 6. Gene Ontology annotation, biological process: protein ubiquitination; phosphatidylinositol phosphate biosynthetic process; intracellular signal transduction. The record is from RefSeq and is a predicted model, not a curated record. Gene Ontology annotation, molecular function: 1-phosphatidylinositol-3-kinase regulator activity. The transcript has 3 exons. Lineage: Eukaryota; Metazoa; Chordata; Actinopteri; Labriformes; Labridae. Gene Ontology annotation, cellular component: phosphatidylinositol 3-kinase complex. The coding region runs from base 655 to 2265 and encodes 536 amino acids.
AUGAUUUGAGCGUGUUUUGCUGUGCCUCUGUGCCUCUUGCAUGUGAAACUCUCUGGAGCUGCUGUGAGUCUGAUUCGCUGCAUCUGAAUCUGCUCCCACAAUUCAACAGGCAACAAAGGAAGAAAGGAAGAGGCCGAGAGCUACAAAGUGUUAGCCAACCUGGGUAGACAGAUGUCCCCUUAUUGUGUCAUUCCACUCGGUAAUAUCAACCCGCACCUUUAGAGGAAAGCCUGUUCUGUACUUAGAGACUCUUUGUACUGUCCUCUGGUCUCAGGAGCUGAAGAAAGGGAAGCUAAUUCAAUGUUUUCGACUGGAAACGCUCACAAAGCUAGCUGACUGGCUGUAGGUGUUGGGCUAACAUUAGCCAAGAGGAGCGAACCUUUGAUGGAUGUGUUGUGCUGAAUAAAUGUCAGCACCUGUGGGAUAUCUGUUCCAGGAAGACGAGCAGCAGUGACUGGCAUCAAAUGAAAGGUGGUGGAAGUGGAACUUGACCCAUCCAACUGAGUCACCAUUUCCCUGCACAUAAUGGGUUUGAGGGCUCCACUGUAUGCAUGACUUGUUUGGUGUGGCCUGAUGGAAGGACACUGUGGAUAGUACUUUCAUCGGGAUACCAGGAGAGCCAUCCCAUGCCCCCACUUUGGAGGGCCUGUCAGAAUGAAGAAGAUAAGCCUUAAGACCAUCCGCAAGUCCCUCAGCAUAAAGGGCAAAGAGGAGGGUGACUUUGUCAUGCUCCAGCAGCCCCCGGUGACGACAGAGUUUUCAAAGGAGGAGUCACUUUUUGGGGGCUGCUACACCAAAGAGCUUUCUGGCUGUGACCUCGGUGGAGAGGAGGACAAAGGGGGCCAGAAUAAGGGCCGCUCAAAGAGUGAGAGCCUGAUGGGAUCACUCAAAAGAAGGCUGUCUGCUAAGCAGAAGGCGAAAGUGAAAGGCAGCUCCUCGGCCAUCGGCUCGGUGGAUGACGAUGACACCUUCUCGUCCUCGUCCGUGCCCAUCAGCUUCAACGAGGUUAAAGCCCAGAGACCCCUUAGAUCUUCAUCCUUACGUAGUCACCAUUACAGCCCCUCGCCGUGGCCUCUUCGGUCUGUUAACUCUGAUGAGGCCUGCAUAAAGAUGGAGGUAAAAGUAAAAGCCAUGGUUCAUUCGCCAAGCCCCAGUCCAAACUUAAACGGCGUCCGGAAAGAAUUUCAUGAUUUCCAGAUGGAAGGGCUCUUUCAGGACCAAGCAGAAUCCUUAAAGAAUCUCCAGCAGCCGCAAAACGGUGAGCUGCAUCUAAAUAUAGAUGAAAAUGAUGUGCCUGACGUGCUGGGAUUGACUCCCCAGGACUACAUCCAGUACACAAUGCCUUUAGAUGAGGGAAUGUAUCCAGAAGGGUCCCACUCCUGCUGUCUGGAUGGCUCCUCUCCCAUGGAGGUGGUGACUGAAGCAGACAGUGCAUCCCUCCACACGGACCAGGGGCAGGAGGAGCAUGAGCUGGUUAGUGGGCUGCCUCCGGAUCUCUUCAUGGAAACCUCAGUUAACAGUCUUCUCAUCGGUUCUGCUGGUGUGAUGCUCCAAAGCUCCAGAGUGGAGGUCCCGCCUCCGCUCUCUCCUCUCCUGCCGCCCAUAUCUAGUAACGGACUCAUUCCCAGGACUUUUUCAGGGUUCAGCUCUACAGACAGCCAGGUAGCUGCAAGGGUAAGACACCACCUCAACUUUGACCCCAAUUCAGCACCCGGGGUCAGCCGAGUGUAUGACUCAGUCCAGAGCAGCGGGCCCAUGGUGGUCACCAGUCUGACGGAGGAGCUGAAGAAGCUGGCGAGGCAGGGCUGGUACUGGGGCCCCAUCACGCGCUGGGAGGCCGAGGAGAAGCUGAUCAACUUGGCUGACGGUUCAUUCCUGGUGAGAGACAGCUCAGAUGACCGGUACCUGCUCAGCCUAAGCUUCAGGUCGCAGAACAAAACCCUGCACACCCGCAUCGAACACUCCAACGGACGAUUCAGCUUCUACGAGCAGCCGGACGUGGAAGGACACACGUCCAUCGUGGACUUAAUCGAACACUCUAUCAAAGACUCGGAGAAUGGAGCUUUUUGCUAUUCCAGGUCUCGCUUACCAGGGUCCGCAACCUACCCUGUCAGACUAACCAACCCAGUGUCGCGGUUUAUGCAAGUGCGCUCGCUGCAGUACCUUUGUCGCUUCGUCAUCAGACAAUACACAAGAAUAGACCUGAUCCAGAAACUGCCCUUACCCAACAAGAUGAAAGAUUAUCUGCAGGAGAAGCACUACUGAGGACACAGAGACGGUGGUAGCAAUUUGCACUUUUGUGUUCAGUUCAGAGAUUUAAACACGGUUUACAGAAAACUACAGUUAGGAGACGUUUGCUUCCAGUGGCUCUUGGUUUAUGUCCAUGCGACUCUUUCACUGUUCAGUCCACCACUCCACUGUUCUGGGUUCAUUUUUUCUUCACUGGUUUAAGGAGGCGUUAUUUACAGAACAGUAGACCAGCACAUAGCCUGCUGCAAAAACUACGCAGAGGUAAACAGCCGAGUUAUCUUAGAUGAAUCUAUCAGCUGAUAGAGGUGAAGUAUGAACACCCGGCUCCGCUUAAUGGAGCAGAUUUCUCUGAAAAACUUGCAGAGUUAAGUUUGGCCUGAAAGAGAACACAAAAUUCUACUCUGAAUUUGAAACUUCGAGUUUUUAUCCACUAAAUUGUACAUUUCAAAGAUGAUUUCAAGGAUGGAGAAGUAUUGACACGCUGAAACUUUGAUAUCUGAUGUGAAGCUUCCUGCAGACUGACCGUGCUGAUCAUCUUUCGCUUUUAUUACUCCUCAAACUGCGUUGUUACCAUUGUUCAGCAUGAGACGACUUCAUUCCAGAUUUAUACUAUGCAAUUAGUCAAACAGCAAGGCUAGGCUUCAUCUCAUAACGAGCAAUGAUAGGUGACUCGUAUUUUUCACUUAUUGACACACUGCAGCGCAUAUCUGUGAGGUGCAGUUUCUUCAGUAUUAUUUGCCCCUCGGCUCUGAACACCCGACAAACUGCUUCAGUAUACUCGUACUGACGCAGGCUGGUGCUUUGAGUUUGUUGUGUGUGUAACAUCCAGCAUCACUGCUUCAUGAACAUUAAUACUCCUUGAAGUCAUGAUAGUUUUUCAGGUGUGUAACAAACAUUUUGUUGUAAAAGAUGAUCAAAACGAGUCGGUCUGUGCGGAGGUGUAAGAGGAGCCUUGAAUCGUACGGCCGCAUGAAGCCAUUAAAGCCUAAAGGUACUUACAAUGCUGGAUUUGAACGUGCUGUUAGUAGAAACAGCAUCACAUUGAUGUAUAAAUCUGUUAGAAACAUGUUAACAUUAUCUUUCUGAAAUCUUCUGCAUUAGGAAUGUUGCAACAACUGCACUGCAGCUCAGGCCUAACAACUUUGUCACUAUCUGUAAUGCUUGUAUGUGCAUGUAGUAAAGGCUUUAAGACUGUCAGUUAACAGCACUGUAGAGUUACUCUUAAUGAGAGAAGAUGUCACUGUUAAAAGGUCGAACGGUUUUGGCUGUGUUGUUUAAGCGCAACGCUGAGUAAAAGCCUCUUUAAUGCACAAUUGCAUUUACCUGAGGCAGUUUAUAAGAAAAGAAAAUUACCCUCAAUUAACCUUAACGGAUAAAAGGACACACCUCGAGUCGAUUGAUUUCUGUGUUCGUGCGUAAGAUCGGCUGUUUCUCAGUCUCUUGGUGCGAGCAGUGAGCUGGACCCAGAUCAAAAGAUUCCCAAAAAUGGUUUGAGGACUUUAGAUAGCCAGGGUUAAGUCCAAAUUGCCAUCUUGGAGCAAAGCCAGAGUUUGAGCAUAUGACAAAGAGUUCCAUCACAGCUGCUGCAUGGCUGCAUUGUCAGUGUCACAUGGAGUUAAAGGACAUUUAAAGACACAUUAAAGCAUACAGUUUCCUCCACUGCUUUUCAUAUUGUCCCCAUAGAGCUGCACGACCCCUCAGACUGUCUCCAGAGUAAAGGGAAGAGCACAGUAUGCUACGUAAGUGCUUUAUAUGGAUUCAAUGACAGGGAAUUGUUUCACAUUAUGAAUGAGCAUCUAUUUUGACAUCAGUGUCCUUAAAUGUGUUUGGAGAAAAGGUCUCUUGGACAACUUUGGUAGGUUGUUAGCGCAUAGUUCUAGUUUUAGUUAGACACGUUGGCGUCUGAGGGAGUUCAGGAUUCUAGCACAGCAAAAAAUUAGAUAGGAACUUUGAACGGUGUUGCAUGUUUUAAGACUUAGCAUUUAAAGCUUUGAGUUGUAUAGGAAUGAAGGAUCUAGGUUGUGUGUGUUGGCUGUGUAGAGGGAGGUUUUUCUGUCACUAAACAUUGGCUGGACAUUCUAUGUACAAGAAAUGUAUUUUUUUGGCGAACCCUUCUGUGAGUUUGUUUUUUUGUGACAUUUGCCAUCUGGGGAACGGGGCUGUACAAAAGGAAUGUACGCUUGUUUGAGGUUUCCAUUUUAUCUGCCUGCAGAACAGUUUCAGAACGCAUGAGAAUCAGAAAAAAAAAACCUACAUUGACACAUUUUUUUUUGCACUUGAAUAUUCUCCAUUUGACACGCCUGGAUCCUCUCCUGCCUAGAGCUGUCCUUCAGAUAGCUAUCUGAAAAAAAAGAAGAGAAAUACAGUCACACAUUUGUCCGUAUGUGUUCACACAGCUUGUUUGGAUUAAAUGGUUUUGUUUGUGUCAUAUCUGUGGGAUAUAAAGGGUAAGGCACCAGCAUCAUAUCAAAGCCUCUGCUAAUGCUCUCUUUGGCUGUCAAGGAAUGGGAUCAUGGCAUGAAUGUGGAUGUAGAUUUCCUGUGUGUGUGUGUGUGUGUGUGUGUGUGUGUGUGUGUGUGUGUGUGUGUGUGUGUGUGUGUGUGUGUGUGUGUGUGUGUGUGUGUGUGUGUGUGUGUGUGUGUGUGUGUGUGUGUAAAUGUGAAAGUAUGAUGUUAGUCUCUUUUAAUACGACUGUAUUUCCAUGUUAAUUUGCGAUUUGUCAACCAGUUUUGACAUGCAGGAACCAGUUUCAUUUGGCGUUGCUGCUGUGAUUUUUCUAAAUCUGUAUUUAGUUUGAUUAUUAAGCAUUAUUGCCUUCAUUGUUUGAUUCCAGAGGUUGAUGCUUGUGCAGACUGCUGAGGCGUUUUGAAUUUCUAACAGCUGUUUAGCACUUAACAAGCUCCAACCUUUUUGCUUCUCGUGCAUCUCGGUGAUUGAAGGUGAUUGUUUACAACAUUAUGUUUGGAAAAGCCCCUCCCCUUUUUGUUUUUGUUCCCCUCUCUCACAUGAACAUCUUGGUACAAUAUGAAACCUUUUUUUUUUUUUUUUACUUUAAUGUGUUCGACACAUUUGUGCUGCUUAUGGAUAUGAUUGCCUUUCUUGUAUUUAACAACGGGGGGGACGGAAUGUCACCAAUGUAGAUGUAUGUACACGUAACGACUUUGGUUAUCAUCUUGGGAGAGCAGAGCAGAAUUUCAAUUUGUUAACAACCGUAGUCAGUUAAAAGAGCAUUAGUAGCGAUUAGUAAACCCUCUGUAGAAUAACCGGUUCACUCCAGUUUACAUCGGUCGUCAACUUUCCAAAGUAGAUGGUCUUUUUGUAUUUUUCUGUUGGAAAAAAAAAUUAACGGUGAUUUUAUUGCACACUUUGGAUACAGUUCAAGAGUUUUUGUAUCUGCCAAUUAUAAAUUAUAAAUAAAAAACUAUAUUCUAAAAAG